AUGAACGGGAAUCGGAAGAUCGAAGGACAACCUAAACAAGUGGGUUCUGCUGGGAGACACAAAAUGCGACGAACAAACCAUGCCCCAACUUCUACUCCUACAUGUCUAAACUGCCCUACAUUAUGUACUGCGACCAUGGCUGAUGCAAUCGAAGCAGCUAAAUACAUUGGGAGGACAAAGUAUAAUAACCGAUUAGACCAACAUUUACAAUAA
Cinara cedri is the source of this 213-nucleotide messenger RNA. Lineage: Eukaryota; Metazoa; Arthropoda; Insecta; Hemiptera; Aphididae. The record is from the annotation of a GenBank genome assembly.